AUGUUCAGAUCUAAAAAGAAGAAGGAUGAAAUCAAGUCUUCGAGCAACCACAUUGAAGCUCCUCAGCUGUUUGCCAGCAAACAAUACCAUAAAAAGAAUAAUAAAGUCAGUGGGUCCCCGUUCAUUUUUGAAAAGAAUUUUGGGGAAGCCAUAACCAAGAGAACUGAGUUGAUGGCCCAUAAUUCACGGAGCUUGGGACCUGCCGAUUUGCUUCACAUCUCCACUCAUCAUAACUCCAAAGAUCAAGGGCAAUUUCAUUAUGUAACAGGAUUGGAUUUAAGUUCCGUGGCUGCCCCGGUGGCUUAUUUGACAAAAAUGAUAUACAACAACAAAUUCAGCGGCGAAAGCAGUAGCAGUAGCAAUUUGAAUUCUAUCGGUACAUAUUGUGCUUGGAACUGCUUUUCUAAAUGUGACGUGAGAAUUAGAACUGAGUUUCCUGGACAGAAAACUCUGGUUCAGCUUGUUGCCAUAAAUGGAAAGCCAUUCAAUAUUAGGGCCAAUGUCGGGACCCCAAAACACAAUAAAUCAAAUUCUGUUGUCUCAUCAAACUCAAACAAUCCCCACAAGGGAACAGACAGUCUGGAAAUGUAUGAAAGCUCCCUAAAUUUCAAGUUGCCUCUGAAUAAUAAGGGUGUCUUUGAAGGCAUUCCUGAAGAAAUAUGGCAACAAACAUACGUUUCAGGAAUUAUGCGAAAUAUCUUGUUCAGUGAUAAUUUGGAAGCUUACAAGCCGUCAUUGGUCCAGAAUACUUUGAUUUCUACGAAAUCCGCAGCUAAAAAGAUUAUUGAAUUGAUUGUGAGAAUGUUACCAAAAGGAUUCUUAACUGGUGCUUCAGAAUUGAACCAAGGGGCUGACUUUAUUCAUAAUUACUUAAUUGAUACCUUGUUGAAAAUAUUGAAAAUUAGUGAUUUAUAUAAGUAUACGAUUUCUUUGAUUGAACCACUUGUUGAGAUAAAUUUCAAUUAUCACAUGGUUUUGGUACAGUUAUUAAUUGAAGAAAGAUCUGAUGAACUCAGGUUGAUCAAAGAAUUAAAAAGAGGGGUGGUCUUUUACAAUGAUGCGGCUAAUAAAAACUUUGGAGGAAAAAAUUACGGUGACUUUUAUUUAUUGGCUCAAUCUAGAUUGAUGGCCGAAAAACAACAGUUGGACUCAGCAUUGUACUUAGCCAUUAAGGCGAUUGAAAAGAACCCAACUGAAUUUUUGAACUGGACCAACUUAUUAGAGACCUAUAUCACUCAGAAAGAUGUCCAUAAUGCCUUGUUAACCUUGAAUUCCUGUCCCGUGUAUUCUAUUCCCACUGCUAAGACUGUCCAAAGAAUUAAGGAAGAAAACAGUCUAUUUGAUCAACAGGAAGGGAACUAUAAGUUUCCUGAACCAUCACAAGAGGGGUAUCUUGAGCAAGUUUGGUCGCAAGCUAAUAGACAGGGGCCAGUUUACUUGAGAGACAAAGAUACAAUUUUGAGUGAGGAUUUUGCAUCAGAAUCGGAACUCGCCACUGUUGAUCCAAUUUUGUUACGCCUAUCAGGUCCAAAAUUGAAAGGAACUUUCAAAGCUGCGUAUGAUUAUUUGUCAGGAUUGGCAAUCUUGGUUGGUUGGGAUGCCUUGUUGAAGAUUAGAACUGAAGUAUUUGUUAUGGAAGGGGAAUUUCAAUCGGUGAAGGAAACUAAGACUGCUGAAGCAAAAGAUCAUGAGGAAAAAAGUGGAAAAUUGUCUACUGCUUCAACAACAAAACCUGCUGAUCCAACCUUCAGAACUAAAAGACUAUGUGAGCGUUGGUUGGAUUCAUUAUUUUUUAUGUUAUAUGAUGACUUGAAGGUACUUUCCAUCUGGGAGAACAAAGCACAACGAAGUGGUAAUGCACUUAGUCAUUCAACCUUAGAGUGGGAAUUGAUUGGAAUCACUGCUUUUAGAGCCAAGCAUUACGAUUUAGCGGUUUCUGCUCUUAGAACUUCAUUGAAGGCAAAAUUCUCCAUUAUCACUGCCAAAAAUUUGUUUGAAAUUUUUGAACAAUUCUUUGGAGACUAUCAGUCCUUUAAGAGAUUGAGUGUGAAUUUUGCGGACAAUAAGUAUGCCAAAGAGUUAGUGUUUGUUGGGCUGAAUAAUAUAAUAUUCCCAAAUAAAAGGGAAUUUAUUGUGGAUACUUCACAAAUUGGGAAUAUUCCAAUUAAUGACCAAUUGAUGUUGAUUAAUGAGCAGUCUUUGGAAAAUAACUUGUAUUUGGACCUUGUUUUGGAGGUAUUGAUCAAGAUUUUUUCGUGGAAUUACAGAUGGUAUGAGGACUUUUCAAUCGACUGUUUGAUAUUACUCAAAAAGAUUUUGAAUGAAAAUGAAAGGGAUUUGAUUGUUAAUAAAUUGAGAGCCUCUUUUGAAUCACAGGGUCAUGCUGUGAAGUUAUUUGAACGGUAUAUUAGUUGGAUUCAAAUGUUUGAUGAAAAUUGA
This is a messenger RNA of Saccharomycopsis crataegensis, 2439 nucleotides long. Its product is annotated as Bch2 protein. Gene Ontology annotation, cellular component: exomer complex. Gene Ontology annotation, molecular function: protein binding. The transcript has a single exon. Gene Ontology annotation, biological process: Golgi to plasma membrane transport. Lineage: Eukaryota; Fungi; Ascomycota; Saccharomycetes; Ascoideales; Saccharomycopsidaceae. The record is from RefSeq and is a predicted model, not a curated record. The coding region runs from base 1 to 2439 and encodes 812 amino acids.